AUGGAAGCGCAGUUCAGGAGUGCGGGAAUAACGAGAGAUGAUGCAAAGUUCGACCAUGUAGUAGCAGGUUUAGAGCCGAAAUAUCUGGAGUGCAUAGCUGAUGUGAUUCGGGAUCCACAGAAGGUGUUGAAAUAUGAGACGUUGGAGAAACGGUUAAUAAAUGAAUUCACAGAAUCGGAGCACAAAAGGCUGCGUAAGUUGCCGACAGAAUUGCAGCUAGGUGACAUGAAACCAAUGCAAUUGCUGAAGAAAAUGAAGGAAAUGGCUGGCAGUUCAAUGAGUGAUGACGUACUGACGUCAUUGUGGUUACAGCGACUGCCAGUGGGAGUUAGAACAAUUGUAGCUGCAGUCGAAGGUGAUUCUGCACAGUGGGCCAAGGUGGCUGAUAAGGUGUUUGAGGUACAGGAAACAGAAACGGUUUGUGUAGUGCAAAGGAAUGAACCUAAUGAGAUGAAGAAAGAAAUUGACAAGUUAAAAGUCGUG
Messenger RNA from Teleopsis dalmanni, 483 nucleotides. RefSeq lists its product as uncharacterized. The transcript has a single exon. The record is from RefSeq and is a predicted model, not a curated record. The annotation marks the transcript as partial. NCBI's taxonomy places the organism in Eukaryota, Metazoa, Arthropoda, Insecta, Diptera, Diopsidae.